Molecule: messenger RNA, 3931 nt
Organism: Callorhinchus milii (elephant shark)
Lineage: Eukaryota; Metazoa; Chordata; Chondrichthyes; Chimaeriformes; Callorhinchidae
Product: protein phosphatase 1 regulatory subunit 12C
Exons: 22
Coding region: 1-2685 (894 amino acids)
Biological process (GO): signal transduction
Cellular component (GO): cytoplasm
Molecular function (GO): protein kinase binding; phosphatase regulator activity; enzyme inhibitor activity
Source: RefSeq, a predicted model, not a curated record
AUGUCGGAGCGCGCGGGGAACGGAGCCGCUGCCGCCGUCGCCGCCGCGGUGGCCGGCAAAGAGAAGCGCCGGGAGCAGCUGAGGCGCUGGACGGGCUCCUGCACGGACCUGGAGCCCCCCGAGCCCCGCUGGCUGACGCGGCCGGGCGGCGGGGAGGGCCCGAGGCGGCGGGUGCGGUUCGAGGCGGCGGCCGAGUUCCUGGCGGCUUGCGCGAGCGGCGAUGCGCAGGAGGCCGAGGAGAUGCUGCGGGAGGGGGGCGGCGCCGACGUCAACUGCGCCAACACGGACGGCAUCAGCGCCCUGCACCAGGCAUGUAUUGAUGAGAACCUGGAGGUGGUGGAAUUCCUCUUGGCACACAACGCUGACAUCAAUCAAGCAGACAAUGAGGGAUGGACAUCACUACAUGUUGCUGCUUCCUGCGGCUAUUCUGAAAUAGUGGAGUGUUUGAUCAAUCACGGUGCCAACAUCGCCGCUGUGAACAGUGACGGCCAACUCCCCAUCGAUCUGGCGGAGGAGGAUCAUGUGGAGGCGAUGCUACAGGCUGAGAUCACCAAGAGAGGGAUCGAUGUGGAGGCAACCAAGAGGGAGGAAGAGGAUUUGAUGCUUCAGCACGCCAGGCAGUGGCUGAACAGCGGGAAGAUUGACGAGACACAGCACCCGAAGUCUGGGGCCAAUGCUCUUCAUGUGGCCGCAGCCAAAGGGUACACUGAGGUCAUAAGGCUGCUGCUGCAGACUGGGUUCAACGUAAACGUCCAGGACAAAGAUGGCUGGACUCCCCUACACGCUGCCGCUCACUGGGGUAUGGAGGACUCCUGCAGGCUGCUUGUUGAGCACUUCUGCGACAUGGACGCACUGAAUAACGUGGGUCAGACGCCGUUUGAUGUUGCGGAUGAGGACAUUCUGGGACUGCUGGAGGAUCUUCAGAAAAAACAGGACGACCUCAGGACGGAGAAGGAAGAGAAGUUGAAACGUGCCAUCAUCGAAACCUCCAUCCAGCAACAGCAGCCAGCCAAACCCAGGAAGAGCUCGGUGUGUCGGAUGAGCAGCAGGGAGAAGAUUUCCGUUCAGGAUCUGUCCAAGGAACGCAAGACCUUGGAGUCCGUGUCUCUGGAUGAAAGCAAGAAGGAGGAAUCCAGCAGCUGUAGCUCCGAGACAGAGGAGCCGUCUGAGUCCGAUUCCGAAUGCGAAACUGAGAAAGCAAAGAAAGCCGCUCAAAACAACGACGCCAGGAACCUAAAUGGAACCGAAGGGGUUUCCUCAGCACCUCCCGUCACACUCGCUCCUUCCAGCCAGAAGGUCACCGGCUCGCCUCCAAAGCCAACGUCCAAACAAGAGGUGGCCCCUUUGACCUGGUCCUCUGGGCUUCGAAAAACCGGCAGCUACUGCACGCUGCAAGAUGCACAGGGUCCCGAGGAGAAGAGCAAAGUGGGCAGCAUCAAGCGCUCUGCUUCCUCUCCCCGCCUACGCUUGGAAGAGAAGGAUAAAGAGGUGCGAGAGACUCGACUGGCCAGAGUAUUACCGACUCCCACCAGGAGAAUGUUUCCCACUCCGGAAUCUACAGCUGAGAAUGAGCUGAGCUCUCUGCGCCAACAGAGAACAGAACCCAAAGCAACAACAACGAAGGACUCGACCAUCACAAGGCAGGCGUCCGUCACCGGUACCUCCACUGUUCCAAGUGCCACAGACAAUAAAGAGCGACGCAGGUCCUACCUCACGCCAGUGCGGGAUGAGGAGUCGGAAUCCCAAAGGAAGGCCCGAUCCCGACACGCACGGCAGUCCCGCCGAUCCACACAGGGUGUAACGCUCACGGACCUGAAGGAGGCAGAGAAGACCCUGGGCCUUUCCGGCGAGAAGAAAACUCCAGAGCAGCCGGAGAAGCGGGAGGAGGAGACCGAACAGAAAAGGGAUUUGCCUGAGCGUGAGAAAUGGAGGAGCUUUGUGACGGAUAGCAAGCCUCUACAGGAAGCCGGGAGCCGACUGAGAUUCUCCAGCUCAGAGGGAUUUGAUUCCAGCCAACCCCGUACACCCACGUACACCAGGCAGGCCGUCCCAUCACUUUCUACUCUCUUACACUUGGAUAAAGAAGCAGAAAGCGAAGGGGGGAACAGGGAAGGAGACUCGGACUCUCGAAAUCAGAACCGUCUGUCCGUGCGGGAUCGACGGAAAGCCAGAAAGGAGCGUCGCUGGACAGGAGCUCCCAAUUCCACCGAGGAGGAAAGCACAGAGCAGGUGAACAGUGUGGAUGCUCCAAUGCACAGGAUUGCUCCGGGGCUCAGUGAUGAGAUGAGCAAUCGCGUCCCAAACAGAAUCCGCACGUACCCCUAUCACACCGAGCGGCAACUCGGCACAGCUUUCGGGCAGAUGCAGGGCGGCAAUAACGAUUACAGGAAGAUGUACGAGUCCAUCUUCCUGGACAACGUGAGGCUGAAGGACAAGCUACAAGAGACGCAGAUAUACCUCACGCAAACCAAGCUUGAGUUGGAGAGAGUCCUGCAGAGACAAGAUUGGCGGGCGGACAGACCAGCACUGUUGGACUUGGAGAGAUUUGAGCGAAGAGCAUUGGAGAGGAAAGCAACUGAGCUGGAGGAAGAAUUAAAGGGGCUGACGGACCUGAAGGCGGACAAUCAGAGACUGAAGGAUGAGAAUGCAGCCCUGAUCCGAGUUAUCAGCAAACUCUCCAAGUAGUGGGAAGGUCUGAGUGGGCAGCCCGGCCCUGCCCAGCCCAGCGAAGCGAGUGGCAUUAAACCCCCCCACUGACACGCUCCGCUCCCUCUCCUCGCGGUCUGAGUUUCAAGGGAGAUUCUUUCGAUUGCCAAGUAUUUUCCUGCAGCCGGUGCAGCGCAGUUAACGGUUGGGAGGAGGAGGGGGAUUCAGUGUUGCCUUUGCCAACUCCUCCGCAGUGCCAUAUCUACCUACCGACAGGUGUGUGUGUGUGUCUGUGACUGUCAGUCAGCCUCGUGAUAUACUCUGACCCCCCUCAACUCCCACCUAAAGCAGCACCAACGUUCUCUCCUAAGAACUGUAUAUUUUUUACUGUAAAUGUUAAACCUGCUCUCUUUUUCCCCAAUCACUCCCUCACUCUCUUUCUCUCCCUGCCCCCUUACCCACUCGUUCCUCUCAAUCUCUGCGCACUGGGCAGUCAGUUUAGAUCGGGGCUUAUGCAUACAUCCCCUCUCCUGACUGCAAGCCACAAUAUUUGUCAUUAUUAUUUCAGAUAAUGACAGCCUUACUGAUUUAAUUUAAUAUUUUAAAAAAAAGAAAAGCUCACAGCAGCAAAAGACACAUUCCCUAUUCUUAACCAUUCCUAAGUAGUAUCCGAAGUGCUGAAUUGUGCCUUAAAAUGUUUUGUGUGUAUGUGUGUGUGUGUGUAUAUAUAUAUAUAUAAAAAAAACUUGUGAACGGUUCCACAGGAAUGAAUGUCAGUCCAGUAUUAAGGUGUGAAGUGAAUGUGGAUCCUGUUAAACGCAUUCCGUGGUUGUUAUCGAUGACUGUUCUGUACGCGGUUCAAUUGGAACGAGGGCUAUGUGCGUGCGGUAGGACAUCUUUUCAGCCUCCACUGAAGGGAGAGAGAGAGAGAGAGAGGCAAGCUUAAUCCCUGUGUUUGAAUGCAUCCACUUGGCUGUUCCAAGAGUGAGGGCUUCCCCUUGGAAAUACGGUGUUAGUGACUGUCACAUUUCUCUAUCUGGUUACUGUUUUGUCAGUCUGAAUGAUCGGUUUCUUGCUUCCUUCCUCACGGCUCUCCUCUCCCCAAAAGGUAGAGGUGGAUGGGAUCCACUGGGGUUCAGGGGAGGGGAGAUACCAGCGAUUUGUUGGGGAGCGAGUUUGAGAGAUUGUAAUCUUAACUGCUGUGCGUGGGCUGAAGGCUGCUUUUCAGCUGCAAACGCCCCUCGUUGCCUUGUAAUAAUAAAAUAAUAAUAAUCCUUGCAUUUGA